Messenger RNA from Radiomyces spectabilis, 393 nucleotides. RefSeq lists its product as uncharacterized. Lineage: Eukaryota; Fungi; Mucoromycota; Mucoromycetes; Mucorales; Radiomycetaceae. Gene Ontology annotation, biological process: N-acetylglucosamine metabolic process. The record is from RefSeq and is a predicted model, not a curated record. The transcript has 2 exons. Gene Ontology annotation, cellular component: cytoplasm. Bases 1 to 393 code for a protein of 130 amino acids.
AUGCCGCCACCUGUCGAUGUCAGCAAUGUCAAACCUGCCUAUUCCUAUUCUUGGGAGGAUAUUUGUCAUUAUGUCUACACUCUUCAGACCUACGGCUCCAUUGAAAACUUUCUCUUGAAGGAGAAGCUUCAUUUUCCUGCCCACGAUGGCGAUCCUGAUCGCCCUGCUGUGAUUGUGCUUCCGAAUGAUUUUCGGUAUCCCGCCGCCCCCGGCAUCGAGCAUAUUUUGAUUUGGUCUCGUGCUCCUUUGCAAGAAACCUACGUGAAAGAAAUAUUAGAAGAUCAUUACGGCAGUGAAGCAUGGGAAUGGAUUUACUUUGUGAAUCCGCCCAUCACUCAAAGUGUUCGCAAACUACCCCACGUUCACGUCUUUCUGCGACCUCGCAAGAAAUAA